CGCCGCCACCGCUCCUCCUUCCAUCGGGCGCUACACCGCGCGGGGCUAAACGGCCUUCCGGGACGCUGCCCGCCGCGAGGAGUUUGCUGUGCCCCAGCGCCGCGAGCCCCGGUGACUCGGCCUCGCUCUACCCAGAAACCUUCCGCCUGAGCCCGCGCGGGAGGAGCGGGGCCUCUGAGGGGAGCGGCUACCCCGCCGGCCCCGGUCUCUUUCCCUGGCGGCGGCGGCUUCUUCUGUAGGACAAUAUGUUCAAGAGAAUGGCCGAAUUUGGGCCUGACUCCGGCGGGAGAGUGAAGGGGGUUACUAUCGUUAAACCAAUAGUUUAUGGUAAUGUUGCUCGAUAUUUCGGGAAGAAGAGAGAAGAGGAUGGGCACACCCAUCAGUGGACAGUAUAUGUCAAACCGUAUAGAAAUGAGGAUAUGUCAGCAUAUGUGAAGAAAAUCCAAUUUAAAUUACAUGAAAGCUAUGGCAAUCCUUUAAGAGUUGUUACUAAGCCUCCAUAUGAAAUUACUGAAACAGGAUGGGGUGAAUUUGAAAUAAUCAUCAAAAUAUUUUUCAUUGAUCCUAAUGAAAGACCUGUGACCCUCUAUCAUUUAUUAAAGCUGUUUCAGUCAGACACCAAUGCAAUGCUGGGAAAAAAGACAGUGGUUUCAGAGUUCUAUGAUGAAAUGAUAUUUCAAGACCCAACAGCAAUGAUGCAACAAUUAUUAACAACAUCUCGCCAGCUAACGUUAGGAGCCUAUAAGCAUGAAACAGAAUGUCACAGAAGCUGUCAUGCUUCAGAGGAGGCCACUUUCCUGCCUUUCAGGACCAAGAAUUUGGCAGAAAAACUCAUUGACUCCGUAUCCAUGCUGGCCGGAAGCAACAGUCAAAGGAACAAGAAGAUGGCCUCCACCUAAUUUCUACUUUCCAGAUCUAAUGCAAGUGCAUUUCAUUUUUGGACCUUAAUUCAUAUCUUGAAAACUAGAUGUAAAGCAGUUUGCAUUUUUUUUUUUUUUUUAACUUUCCGGCCAGCCUCUGCACACAAGAAGCAUUAGAAUAGUUGUUGAUCAAGACAAUCCAUGGAUUCUACCAUACUAUGGCAAGGGCGGUAAAGGGAAACACACCUGAGACCUCUAAGGUUCUGUGACAGGAAUCAGAAUGUUUCUCCUGGGCUCCCCACUCUGCAGGCACGUUGCAGGAUGGAGAAGGUAAAACCCAACAGUUACUACUUCUCCACAUGCUUUUCAUCUGAAGAUGUUGUUGCUAUCUCUCAUCUACUAUUGCCUCAUUUUACAUUCUGUUGUACUUAAUGGUUAUAAUUUUUUAAAUGUUUAUUUAUUUUUGAGAGAGAGAGAGAGUGCGUGCACAUGGGAGUCGGGGAGGGACAGAGAGAGAGAAAUUCAGUGAGGCUCCGCGCUGUCAGCACAGAGCUCGAUGAGGGGCUUGAACCCAAUAAGAUCAUGACCUGAGCCGAGAUCAAGAGUCGGACGCUCAACCAACCGAGCCACCCAGACCCCCUAAUGGUUGCAGUUUUUUAAUUCUCAUUUUUAUAAGCGUUUUGGGAGGACAAAGAAAUAGCAACCUUUUCAGAUCUCCUAGAUGAUUUUCAAACGGUUCCAUAGACACAUCUGAGUGAUAGGAUAUUCUCCCAUGUCCCGUGGACGAUUUGUGAGACAUACCAGCAUACCAGAGGGCAGGUAUCAAUAAUUUUACAAACUCUCCUACGUAAUUCUAAUAAACCCUUCCAAUACCACCA
Messenger RNA from Neofelis nebulosa (Clouded leopard), 1738 nucleotides. RefSeq names its product YEATS domain containing 4 (gene YEATS4). Gene Ontology annotation, biological process: regulation of DNA-templated transcription. The record is from RefSeq and is a predicted model, not a curated record. Bases 246 to 899 code for a protein of 217 amino acids. NCBI's taxonomy places the organism in Eukaryota, Metazoa, Chordata, Mammalia, Carnivora, Felidae. The transcript has 8 exons.